CCAUGUAAAUGCCAUUAUUUUCCCCAAAUAAUUGAAUUUUUUACCGAGGUUAAGCAAAUUUGGUAUUAACCAUAAACCUUUCAAUAUCACAGGCUACAAAAACACAUUCAUAUGUGUAUAUAUAAUUUCAAAUAAACAAACGCUCCUACAAUAAAUGUUUUUAAUUGACCAGUUUUCUUUUACAUAAAGAAACAAUUUUCACAAUAAAAAAUUGAUAAAAUUACACAAAAAGGUUUGUUUUCUCUUUUAACAGAAUUCAAGCUACAGCUCCUUACCCAUCCUUUACCCCCACGCCUUGAUCCAGAAAAAUAACAAACUGAAUAAACAUGAACCAAUUUGUGCUAUGCACUAAAAAAACUUGUUCAAAGACCAGUUCUUAAUAUGUGGCAUCGUGAACUUCCCAUAUUGAUAUCUCAUAAUUUUUUUUUUCUAAAUGUAGGGCUCUAAGUGUCAUGCUAGCAGAAGUCCUAAAAAUGUAAAAAAUUCUCUACAUGCAAAUUUAGAACACAGCAUAACUCAAAAAUCUUUUAAGAUGCAUUUUGUGAAAUUUAAAAUUUUGAAUAGUUGGGGAUACAAUAAUACCUAGUGUCUGUAUUUUGUAAGAAAUCUGAAAAGACUGUUCAAAGCAGUUCUUUGUUUUAUUCUAACAUGGAGAUUCAACUGAGAUACGUGAUAGUACUCUGUGAAGUCCACAGAUAAUUAAAGAUAAUUAGUUGCUAUAUUAUAAAAAUCAAUCAUAAGUCUAAGUAAGGACAAUGAUCUCCUGAAUACCUCAUGUCUGAAGUGGAAGGUUAACAUGAGAAAAGAGUACUUGCAAAUAUCCAUCAUUUAUUACUGUCUUAAAAUCCUGCACUGAAGUUACUGAACCCUGAACAUUAAUUCUGACAGGUGCGUCUUCUCACUGACUUUCUCGACACAGUAGGGGCCAACGGAAACAUGCCAAGCAGUGUACUGUGACUAACAAAACUCUGCCAUAAUCAACCUUGCACCGUCUGUCCCACAACUGAUACAUGACCAUUUUACAAAAAAGGCCGCUGACUGUGCACCAUACCACCAACGGUAUGUCAAAUCAAUUUUAAUUAAUGCCAAUAAAUUUUCCAUCUGCUCUCAGGCCUCCUUACAUGGCCUCUCUCAGGGAUCUAGCAGCAUUUUCCUCUUCUCCAUGCAUACAACUUUUAAUCUUUAACUUAAGUCAACAAUUCCAAGUGACCAGAGCUACUGAGAUAGAUGAUGAAAUAAGUGGAAGAAAAUCAAUCCAUUCACCUCUCUUUAAAGUGGUCACUGUGCUCCAAAGGUGUAUUUUUAAAGAAAUUAAUCCUGUUCUCACGAUGUUACGUUGCCAAGGGAAGACAAAUCAUAAACGUUGUUCCUGGGUUAUCCUAUUUUCACAGCUUAAAAAUUUCCAUGUGCCCUAAUUUUAUUAGUCUCUUUCAAGCAGUUCUGUGAUAUUUCCAUUCUGUAAACGUUUAUGCUUCAUCUUUAUAGAAUGACUGCGAGGGAGACGACGUGACAGCAUUAGAAAAUGAUUACCAAAGAACAGUACUGAUUCAGGAGAAGAACACAAUCUCAGCCACCGAUCUCUCAUCCACUACUGGAUAUUAACAACAUGCUUCAGUGGAGAAGAAGACACUGCUGCUUUGCAAAGAUGAGCUGGAAUGCCAAGAGGUCUCUGUUCCGUACCCAUCUUAUUGGUGUACUUUCUCUCGUGUUUCUUUUUGCUAUGUUUUUGUUUUUCAAUCAUCAUGACUGGCUGCCAGGCAGAACUGGAUUCAAAGAAAACCCUGUGACAUACACUUUCCGUGGAUUUCGUUCUACAAAAAGUGAGACAAACCACAGCUCUCUUCGGAACAUUUGGAAAGAAACAGUCCCGCAGACUCUGAGGCCUCAAACAGCAACUAACUCCAAUAACACAGAUCUAUCACCACAAGGAGUUACAGGGCUGGAGAAUACACUCAGUGCCAACGGAAGUAUUUACAAUGAAAAAGGCACUGGACAUCCAAAUUCUUACCAUUUCAAAUACCUUAUCAAUGAACCUGCAAAAUGCCAGGAGAAAAGCCCUUUUUUAAUACUACUAAUAGCUGCAGAACCUGGACAGAUAGAAGCUAGAAGAGCUAUUCGGCAAACUUGGGGCAAUGAAAGUCUAGCACCUGGUAUCCAAAUCACACGAAUUUUUUUGUUGGGUGUAAGUAUUAAGUUAAAUGGCUACCUUCAACGUGCAAUCCUGGAAGAAAGCAGACAAUACCAUGACAUAAUUCAACAGGAAUAUUUAGAUACAUACUAUAAUCUGACCAUUAAAACACUAAUGGGCAUGAACUGGGUUGCCACAUACUGUCCACAUAUUCCAUAUGUUAUGAAAACUGACAGUGACAUGUUUGUCAACACCGAAUAUUUAAUACUUAAGUUACUCAAGCCAGACCUGCCUCCUAGACAUAACUAUUUUACUGGUUACCUAAUGAGGGGAUACGCACCCAACAGAAACAAAGACAGCAAGUGGUACAUGCCACCAGACCUCUACCCAAGUGAGCGCUAUCCUGUCUUCUGUUCUGGGACUGGUUAUGUUUUUUCUGGAGAUCUGGCAGAGAAGAUAUUUAAAGUUUCUUUAAGCAUCCGUCGUUUGCACUUGGAAGAUGUAUAUGUAGGGAUCUGUCUUGCCAAGUUGAGAAUUGAUCCUGUCCCCCCUCCCAAUGAGUUUGUGUUCAAUCACUGGCGAGUUUCUUAUUCAAGCUGUAAAUACAGCCACCUAAUUACCUCUCAUCAGUUCCAGCCUAGUGAACUGAUAAAAUACUGGAACCAUUUACAACAAAAUAAGCACAACGCUUGUGCCAACGCAGCAAAAGAAAAGGCAGGCAGGUAUCGCCACCGCAAACUCCACUAGAAAAGACAACUUUUUUUUUUUCCCAAACGUGCGAUCUGUAAAAUAUUGCUAAAAGCAUGUAUAGUUAAAACUGAUUACAUCCAUAGGACAAGUUUUAGUUAAAACUCAUCGCAUAAAGGAAUCCAAAAAUAUUUUUUUAAUUUCUGAAGAAAGUAAUUCUUAAAAAUACAACACGAUAUAACAAAAAGGUAUCCCAAACAAUCUACUAAAAAAUCCACAUAAGGGGAUUCUGUGUAUUAACAUGCAAUAACAGGCGUGCAUACAUCAAUGGUUCAACUCUUACGUUAGGGGCCAAGAAGGUGUAUUUGCAUAUGUUUUCCACAUAAAUUUUAAUUUAAGAAAUGGAUACAGUCAAAAGACUUUGGAUUCAGUUUUUCAUUUCAAUAUAAUUAAAUGUAAAUAAAACAUUAUUGUCAAUUUUAAGGAAACUUUAUAAUUGUGCAAAGGACAAAUUUUGACCUAUUCUAGGGUUCUAAAAACCAUAUUCCAUGCAAUAAGAUUUAGUUGAAUUAUUCCAUAAACAUAUUUAUAAAGUUCAGAUGUUUCAUCAGUGCAGUUCUCAUCUAAGUAUUUACUUUUUAAAAACAACUGAGAUAUUCAUUUUCUUUUAUCAAUACGCACAUAUACUGGGGGAAUUUAUUUUGACAUGACGUGAUAAAAUGUGAAAAAAAAAUCAAUGUGUCUCAGGCUCACAUUUUUAUAAAAAAAAAAAUUAAAUGUUUCAAAAUAGAACAUCUGUUCCCUCGUUGGUGUUCAGGGCCAAGCUAGAACUUCAAUGAUUUACUCAAUCAACCAGUUACUGCACUCUCAAGGAGCAUCACCAGUUAACUUCAAGCAUAUCUGAAAAAAUCUAUCAUUUUCCUCUAACUGAAGCAAAAGUGAUUACUUACAGGCACAAAGAGGAUGCACUGUUGAAAAAAGAUAAAGGAUAAAGAGUGCAGCGGCAGUUUCAUUCAAUACAUUUUAAGAUGCAUGUCUGCUAAACUGCAACAUAUGGGAAGUUUAUUUCCUGACAGCAGGUGUACACAUGCCAGUACUUAAUCAUUUUACGGCACCUACUUCUUUCUCUGAGUGCCAAGUUUACAAACCUGCAGUUUUUAAUUUGGUGGAUGACAAAUAUUCUGCACCACUGAUUAAAAACUUUCUUGGGAGGGAUGGGGGAAAACUACAAAUGUUUGAUGAACACUUGAUUCUAGGAUGAACAAUGUAUACAAUGCACUUUUAUCAAGUUUUUAAUAAAAAAGGUAAACAAAAAACCUU
Molecule: messenger RNA, 4135 nt
Organism: Aethalodelphis obliquidens (Pacific white-sided dolphin)
Lineage: Eukaryota; Metazoa; Chordata; Mammalia; Artiodactyla; Delphinidae
Gene: B3GALT2
Product: beta-1,3-galactosyltransferase 2
Exons: 1
Coding region: 1607-2875 (422 amino acids)
Biological process (GO): protein O-linked glycosylation
Cellular component (GO): Golgi membrane
Molecular function (GO): N-acetyl-beta-D-glucosaminide beta-(1,3)-galactosyltransferase activity
Source: RefSeq, a predicted model, not a curated record